AUGGCGCCCCCUCAGCACCACCACAACCCCGCCCAGGGCCAACCGACAACAACAACGAAACCAAAGCCAACCCCAGUACUGCUACCAUACCGCCCCCACUUCCCACAAGGUUCCACACCGCCGCCAAAGCAAGGACAGCAGCAGCAACAACAACAAGAACCCUCCUCCUCCUCCUCCUCCCGUCGUCCGCCCCCGCGCGACUGGAAACCCGUCGAGCCGCUGCAGGCGAGGUACAAGCCGGCGGCGCGGAGGUGGACCAUGGCCAUCGUGGCCAUGCCCAUCGCCAUCGUGACGAGCUGGGCGUUGUAUGAUCGAUUGGUUCUCGGGAAGGAGCGCAAAGAGAUGCCACGGGUGGUGAAUUCGGACCUUUCGAAUGCGGUGAAGGAAGUAGAUACAGAAGAGAAGAAGAGGUAG
This is a messenger RNA of Diplodia corticola, 414 nucleotides long. RefSeq lists its product as uncharacterized. Lineage: Eukaryota; Fungi; Ascomycota; Dothideomycetes; Botryosphaeriales; Botryosphaeriaceae. The transcript is spliced from 2 exons. The record is from RefSeq and is a predicted model, not a curated record. The coding region runs from base 1 to 414 and encodes 137 amino acids.